Molecule: messenger RNA, 979 nt
Organism: Centruroides sculpturatus (bark scorpion)
Lineage: Eukaryota; Metazoa; Arthropoda; Arachnida; Scorpiones; Buthidae
Product: UPF0598 protein CG30010-like
Exons: 3
Coding region: 3-683 (226 amino acids)
Source: RefSeq, a predicted model, not a curated record
ACAUGGCGGCUUCCACCGUGUGUCAAUUUUUGAAGUACGUGAAAAUUAAAAAAUUCCUAAUUAUUAGGCAAAGUAAUGGAAUAUGUACGAAAUGCAGACCUUUAUAUGUUCAAGGCCAAUCGCCGGAACCAAAAAUUAGAGAAUAUUUUUAUUAUAUUGACCAUCAAGGAAUGUUAUUUUUAGAUGAUUCAAAAAUGAAGAAUUUUACCUCCUGUUUUAAAGAAAAAAAAUUUCUAGAGUUUUUCUUCAAGAGAAUUCGCAUCAAUGAUACAGGAAGAUAUGAAAAGGAAUUUCCAUACGUUUCUCCCUGUGGACGGGAACGUAAUUACAUUCGUUGUGAUGAUACACCUAUCGUGUAUACACAUAUUAUUGAAAAAUCAAAUGACGAUGGGCAGUAUUUUUUAUCGUAUGGACACGCUGCCGAUUUGUUAAUAAGGCUAUUCGAACCAAACAAACUCUGCAUGUUUCCAGAGAGUGGAAGAGUCUACCAUCCUGCUGACGAAAGGGUCGGUGGAGUAGGACUCGUAAAAUCUUCUCUUGCCAUAGAAUUGAGCAAAUACUUUAGUUUUGAAGCUGGUUCGGAUCAGAUGCCAACACAUUUCACUUGGAAAGAGGAAAAGCAUAGGCUGACCCAAGAAGUAGUUGAUAUUUUAAGAAAGAAUAAUAAAAUACAAAACUGUUAAAAUUAAAAACAGAUAUCCUUCCUUUGAUAAAUGUUGUAAACGGUACGAAUCGACAAAAUUAUUCAUUAAUUAAUUGCUUGGAGCAAAAACAACAAAAUUAAAUACUUAAAUGUUCCAAUUUCGAUACUCAAAUGGGUGAAGACUUAAAACUUCAACUAAUUUAAAUCAGAUGCAUUUAUUUACAAUUCUAGUAUCGUGUCGGUUAUAAAACAUUAAUGCAUUUCGGAGUCAUUGUACUGUUAUUUAAACAAACGAGACAAUUUUAAUAAUUACAGAAAUCUAUUUAUAGAUAUUAA